This is a messenger RNA of Trematosphaeria pertusa, 1489 nucleotides long. RefSeq lists its product as uncharacterized. The record is from RefSeq and is a predicted model, not a curated record. Bases 234 to 1460 code for a protein of 408 amino acids. The transcript is spliced from 3 exons. Lineage: Eukaryota; Fungi; Ascomycota; Dothideomycetes; Pleosporales; Trematosphaeriaceae.
UAUUACUGAUACACGCCCCUUAUAAACUUCGAGUAAGCAUGCCAAGCCAACUUGGCCCCCAGUAAGGUAUAUUUUUCCUGCGGCGUGCUUUUUGGAUGACGGUAUGUGCGCUUGGCUCUCUCAUAAAUACGCGGGUAGGUGCUGCUACUCAGGAAGUAUAGAGCACCACCGAGGAAUAUCGAACUAAAAGCACUCUGAUUCCCUUCGAAAAGCUUCCAACGAUAAUUUUCGCCAUGAAUUUCUACUCAUCCACCCUGCUGAUACUCUUCGCGGCCAUUUCAUCUGUCCAUGGCCAGGACACGGUGCAGCUGGUUACGGGUUGCGAAGACUCCGAUCUCACCCAAGCCAACUGGCAAGCGAACGACAUCGACGCGACCAUAUCCGGGACACCGGGAUUCGGGCAAGGAGUCGCCAACUUCCCCAAAGCGUUCAUUCAAAACGCAAACAGCCGCGUCCCAUUCGAAUGCGCAGACUUUGCUGUCUUCGGGCAGUGCGGACCCGUCCCGGACUUCUUUGUCGUGGACGGCCCGGGCGGCGACUGUAAUGCCUUCGCCAACUCGAAUCCGCACAUUGGCUUCAUCGCCAACGCAUGGAUCAACAUCUUCAACAACCUGCGGAACAUGAACUUCGCCGUCGUCAGCGCGGUCGGCGACAUCUCCGGCAGCCCUUUCAUCGAGGACAUUGUGAACGACGCUACCGCCGAGCCCUUGCCUAUCAAGCGCAGCGUGCUCAUCACGCUGGCGAAGCUCAGCUUGAUAUUCGUCCCCGUCCCGGGCGCGCAAGCUGGCGCCGCGCUCAACGGGUUCCGGACCACGGUGCCGCUGUUCAAAAAGCUCGCCGGCCAGGCUCUCAACCAGGCCAACCCGGCCGAUCUCGAGCAGAAUAUCGAGAACCAGCCCGCAAUCCUCCGCUCGCUGCUGGGCAGCAUCGUGCCCUGGGUGCAGAACAACAUGAAGGCACAGAACGACGACGUCUUCGUUACCAACCACGCGACCGGCGACACGGCUAUCGGCGACUUGCUCCUCGGCGGUAAUCACAUGAACACUCCCCCCUCUGAAGCUGAGUACCGCGGCUUCAUGAACGACAACAUCAAGCUGUAUCUCCUCGCGCAGCUGUGGGGCAACAUCGGCAUGAACCUUGUCUUUGCAGACGGCGAGGGCCUUGCGACAUGCUCAGGGUCCGGAGUCGUGCACUCCAGGGGCUGUGCUAGAUUCAGGCUGCCGGUGAUCGAAGGCAUUAAACCGACCGCAGCAGUUGGAGAUGCCCCUCGCAGCCUCACUGCCGGCAUCGGGCGGCUGGGCGUUAGCGGCGUGGAUGCCGAGGGCGUCAUUAACAACAUCUUGGAUUGCGACGAGGCCGGGAGCAGCUUUGAGAACGUGGACUUUGAGGGCUUUAUUACGAGUGGAGGGACAGGGUCAUUGCCGGCGUGCUUGUUUGGAAUUCCGGUGAGCCGCUCUUAGGUGUCAUGCCCGCAUGUCCUCAAUGGUGG